AUUAAAAUUUAUGAAUUAUGUGCACUCUAAAUACCUAAUCCAAUAACAAAGUACCGCCAGCGGUAAUCAUACAUACGUAUGUAUGUGACUCCACCACCAUGGUAAUAAUUUAUUAUGGGCUGUCUAAUAAGUGUAAACAUAUUACCAUACAUAUUACAUAUUACAUAUAUGUACAUAUUAUACAUAUUACAUAUAUUUAUCAAUAGUCGUGACCAAAUUUUUUACCAUUCUGGUAGAGUAACACAGGGCCCUUACGAGGGGCUGCCAGGUGGGGGUUUUCCCCAGGGCCGGGCCCCGAAGGGGGCCGGGCCCUGGUGUCCAUCAAAAAAAUUGCACAGGCGAUUAUUUAAGUGUUUAGAAGAUUUUGAGCAGUGGCGUAGCGUGCUAAUGUUGAACCUAAAAUAAACAAUAACUGAGAACACAAAAUAUAAAUUUAUGCGCAUAUCAGUAUCAAAAUGGUUAAAUAACAAUUGCGUCAAUUUGUGCACUAGAUCAUGUAAAAUGUUUUGCAAAAUAUACAUCUAUCGAUACAUUCUGUUUCAUUAGAAAUUUUUCGUGUAUAUGUUUCAUACCACUUCCAUACUACUACAGGAAAACUCGAGCUGGCUCGGCCCAGCUGGUUAACUUUGGACCUCGAGCCAAGCAAAUACUUUAGUCCGGUUCGAGAUAAUUCAGCUCGACUCGGUUAUUAUCGAGCCGAGUCCAGCACACCAAAAGCUCUCUUGGCCCUGCUAGUUAAGAGCACUGAUUUCAAGGCCUCAUAAUUUCUGUCCAAACCUCAGAUCGUGAACCUAAAGCCACGGCGCCGAUCGGCCUUGACCUUACCGAAGCCUUUGGUUAACGAUUAGUUUUAAAGAUUUUCAUUUUCAAAAUAAUAGUCGACCUCAUGUCUUACUGAGGUCGACCUCAAAAUCCUAAAACAGGCAGAGGCCUGAGGCCAUCCUUCACUGUUCAGGCAUAUUGUGGCCUAUUAUGUAGGCUAUUUCAUUUUUACACGAGUGGCAACAAUGGAUAAUUAUGUAUGCAUGCAUUUUUUAGCUGAAAGAAUUAGAAAAUAUUCAGACUGCAGUUGAUUUUAAAAUGAAUAAGAAUAGUUUUUCAGUAACCAACACCAAACAUAAAACCUAAACAUUGACACUAAUAUACCUAUCCUAAGUGCGCAUCGAUAGUUAACACACUAAGCAAACACCUGAAAAAAUUGUGUGUGCUUUCUACUUAGGAAGCCUAAGUAAUUUGUGUAAAAAAGUAGUUAGAAGUUUGUAUGUUAACAAUUGCACAUGUUCUCAUUUUCCAUCUUUUCAUUUACUCUGCACAGUAUAACCAAAAUUUUUUUGAGACGCUUCUCAACUUUCCCAGUCCGACAAACUUAUUGCGGGAAUUUAUUGCCAGGUUUCUUUUCACCAUCAAAAUCCAAGCUUAAAUUUGUUACAAUUAAAUUUCACAAAUUCUAUCGGUACUACUAUCCCGCAAUGACGAGGAAACAUAAACUGGAUAACCAGAAACCGAUUAGUGAUGUGUCGAAAGAACCCUCCGGAGCUCAAAAACGUAAGAAACAGAAAGAAAUAGAAGAUAAGGAUAAAAAAUUAAGGAAGCAGGCCGAGCGGUUUUUUAAGUCACCUACACAGCCUCAUUCGGAUAUCUCAGUGGUAAGUUGUGACACUUUCUGAACGAUUAUUUAUUGUAAAUAUUGUGGUAAAAUUCAUUCAAAUUAGAAUCGCUAAAUUGAAAAUUAAUGAAAUUAUUAAGCAGACGGAUUCGCCGGCAACAACUUCAACAUCAUUGCAAAUUUCUGUAGAUGAUGUACGUUCGGAUGGUUCACGUAAUCAGGAAGCAAUCGUGUCUGCUCAGGUUCUGAACUUUAAAAAAAUUAUGCCAAGCUCAUUUUUUAUUGAGCAAAAUUAAUUUGGCAUCAAAGCUGACCAAUAAAUAAUACUGUUCAAAUGUAUUUAAUGAAGAUUGAUUUGGAAACGUCUUCUCUACCCGUUAAAAUUCCUAAUGAAAAUAUUGAAAAUAAAGAAUUUCUGGCGACCUCCGAAGUCGAAAUGGAUGCUGAUGACGACGCUGCAAUUUCAUUGUUUGAUCCGAGUAGUUGGCCCCAAAUCCUGAACGAGGAAAAUCGGAACAGAAUCUUGCAGUCAGUGCCAAAUUUUGAGUCUACCUUUACUUUCGUCCCAGUUAACAGUCACAAAUUUUCGGGAAGAUAUUUUUCUGGAUCAAAGAAGAAUGGCGAAUCAUAUUUUCGUGAUUGGCUGAGAUUCAGCAAGAUUUCUAAUAGCGCAUUUUGUCUUCCAUGUUGCUUUUUCUCCUCCAAAUCUGGAAACAAAUCACCAUGGAGUAAUUGGGGGGUUGGAAAUAUCGGUUUCCAGGAUUUCAAACACGCGAAGCGGGGAGUUGAAGACCACGAGGACAGCCUUAGCCAUUUCGACGCGACGCGGACAUGGAAAUGUUUCCUAAAAAAUGUCAAGGAUCCCACAUCGCUAACAGGCACUUGUGUGAAAACCUAUGAUGAAAACAUCAAUCAUUGGAGAUUGGUUUUGCGUGGAAUAGUAGACGCCGUACUAUUCUUAGCCAAGAAUAAUUUGGCCUUCCAAGGUGGAAGUCAAAAAAUAACCGAUCCAAAUUGUGGAAAUUUUCUGAACCUCAUCAAGCUGCUUUCGAAGUAUUAUGCCCCCUUGGCCGCCCACGUCGAUCACUUACAAAAAAACAGCCCAAGUUAUCUUAGUGCCAUCUCCCAAAAUGAAUUUAUUUUGCUCUGUGGCCAAAGAAUUCGAACAUAACUUGUCAAUGACAUUAAGGAACGAAAAUAUUUUUCCAUUUUAUUCGACAGCACUCCGGAUUCCUCUCGACAAGAUCAAAUUUCUCAAGUUAUUCGCACAGUGGAAUGCAAAGAAAUGGGUUGCCGAGUUGUUGAAAGCUUUAUAGACUUUAUCACUACGACCAAUAAAACCGGGCUUGGACUCUCUAAAGUCAUCCAGGAGAAGCUGGAAAUGGAUGGAUUGGACCUGAUGGAUUGCAGAGGACAAGGCUACGACAAUGGAGCAAACAUGGCGGGCAUCUAUUCUGGAGUCCAAGCAAGAAUUUUGGAAAUAAAUGACAAGGCAAAAUUUUUACCAUGUGCGGCACAUAGCCUGAACUUGGUGGGGGUUAAUGCAGCGGAGAAAGUUCCUCCCGCAAAGCUGAUUCUUGGCGACGUCCAAAAUAUUUACUUAUUUUUUUCCGGAUCAGCAUCAAGAUGGGAUGUUCUUCAAUCCAAAGUCAAGCUAACCCUGAAAUAUCAAAGUAACACAAGAUGGUCAUCAAAAACCGCCGCCGUCUCUGCAUUAUAUGACCAGUACCCAGAAAUCGUUGACGCCCUUACCGAAAUUUCAACCUCAGAGUCUUUCACUUCGGAUGUGAAUGCCAAUGCCCUUAGCAGAUUGCGGGACAUGCUAAACUAUAAAUUUUUACUUGGAAUCACUAUUUGGAACCAGAUUUUGUUCCAAAUAAACAUCUGUAAUCUCAACCUGCAAGAUAAAACAAUUGAUGUGAGUAUAGCCAAGAAGAAAUUAAAUGUCCUCAAAACUUGGUUGGAGAAUUUCAAGGAAACCGGAUUUCAGUCAUCCGAAGUCUUGGCGCAACAAAUUGCCGAAAACAUGGGAAUAGAGAUGUCAAGUGGAUUUGAAAAUAUUCGUCAGGGAAGAGGGAUAAAUCCACGUUAUAUGGACCGUUCGGAUGCUCUGGUUGCGCAAAAGCAAACCAACCAUGAACGAUUUGAAGCCGAUUUUUUUGACAAAUUAAUGGAGAAGCUCAUUUCCGAAAUCUCCCGCAGAUUCGACGCCUUUAAGAAGUGCACGGAGACUUUUGAAUUUUUGUGGGGUCGCAACCUUAAAGAGAUGGAAAUUCAAGAGAAACAAAAAUGCAUGCAGGAUUUGUGUCAUGAAUAUCCUUCCGAUUUUUCCGGUCCUACAUUUUUAAAUGAAGUUCAGAGUCUGGAGACCACCAUAUCUGCAUUUAACGAAACUGGCAGAGACCUUCCUCAAUUGGGACCCAUGGAUGUCCUUAACAUUCUUUACGCCAAUGGCUUAGCGUCUGCCUACCCAAACUGCGAGACAGCACUUAGGAUAUUUCUGACUCUGCCCGUCUCUGUUGCGUCAAAUGAGAGGUCGUUUUCGAAGAUGAAAAUAGUCAAGAAUUACCUAAGGUCGACAAUGGGUCAGGAGAGGCUUAACGCCCUUGCGUUAAUUUCUAUUGAAAGAGAGGUUGCAGAUGAUAUUGACUUCGAUGAGGUGAUUAAUGAUUUCGCUUCCCAAAAAUGUCGCAAAAUUAAGAUUGUAUAACCUUGAAGUACGAGAUAGAGUGGUCGAAGUAGUAAAUAUUCUUUAAUAAAGUCAUACCUUUACUAAUUUGGACGUCAUUAAUAAGCUUAUCAUCAUAUUGAUCUGAUUUAGCACACAAGUUUAGAAUUAGAAUGUUAUGCAUAAACUCAUAGUAAAUUAUCAAUGAUCAUGGUAUCCUAUAGAGAUAAACAGUUCCAAUGUUAGUUAUUCAGUAUAGGACGGGGCUGGAAUGAUGGGAUUGGCUGGUUCACAGUUCAAAUAUCCCCAUGUAUUUGUGAAACCGCGCAGGUGAAGCCGUAGCCACUUACUCCACGUCGUCA
This is a messenger RNA of Folsomia candida, 4636 nucleotides long. Its product is annotated as zinc finger MYM-type protein 1-like. The record is from RefSeq and is a predicted model, not a curated record. NCBI's taxonomy places the organism in Eukaryota, Metazoa, Arthropoda, Collembola, Entomobryomorpha, Isotomidae. Gene Ontology annotation, molecular function: protein dimerization activity. The coding region runs from base 2892 to 4316 and encodes 474 amino acids. The transcript is spliced from 2 exons.